AUGUCAAGUCUGCAGGCUCUCGCCGCUGCCUUGCCCCAAUGUGCUUCAGCAUGCUUAAUGACGGCAGUUUCGGACUCAAGCUGUGCUAUUACGAACCAAACCUGCGUUUGUCACGAUGAGGGCCUCAACACACAAGCCACAGCCUGCAUCCUCGAGAGCUGCACCGUUCGCGAGGCCCUCUCCACCAAAAAUUUGACUUCCACGUACUGUGGAGUCAUUCCGGCCACUAUCCCAUCCUAUGUCCCUGUCAUCGUGACCUUCGUGGUUCUUUGCGCGGUCUCAAUCUUGCUGCGCGUCAUUGCGAGACUGAAAACGAGGGUUCCGGUCUGGUGGGAUGAUUUCAUCAUCACUUUGUCCUUUCUAAGCUGCGUUGCCUUUACGGUUAUCAUGUGCAAAUUGAGGUCCCACGGCUUGGGAACCGAUAUCUGGGUUGUCCCAUUCGAUGACAUCACGCUAAUUUUCAAGGCGAUGUACUUCCUCUUUGUGCUAUACAUCACGAGCCGUCACCUCGUACGGUUGUCCAUCUUGCUCUUCUAUUACCGCUUCUUCGGCCACGUCCCCUUGGCACGGCGGCUGAUCCAAUUCAGCUUUGUGCUGAUCAUCACCUGCUGUGUCGCCUUCGACUUUGCAAUUCUCUUUGGCUGUACGCCUAUCGAUUACUUCUGGACGAUUUGGGAAGGCCAGCAAGGGGGCCAUUGUAUUAGCUUUCAUGCAAUUUUCUGGGCAGGCGCCUUCAUUGUUAUCGCCAUUGAUCUCUGGAUCAUGUUGCUCCCUAUACCCUUCAUCGUGCGCUUGAAGCUCUCGCUGCGGAAGAGGAUCUUGUCCGGCAUCAAAUUUACUUUUGGAACCUUUGUCAUUGCCGUCAGCUUAUACCGCCUCACGACAAUCGACCGCUUUACUUUAUCGCACAAUCCGACCGUGGACUUCGUCGAUAUCGGAAUCUGGUCCGGAAUCGAGCUCUACGUUGGCAUAAUUUGUGCAUGCCUGCCCAACUUCUACACUCUUCUCAAGCCAGUUAACGCACGGAUGGGUUCCUGGGCACAGUCUUCGCGCCCUGGGGGCAGCGGCUCUUGGGGCGGCAGCAGGAGCCAUCGUCACCUACAGGAUGAGGAGGAGCCGGGCACAGGGCACGCGAUCCGUGCGACAACUGUAAUUAAUGUUGAAGAGCAUGGCUCAAACAGCAAAAGAGUGAGCAUUACCAAUGGUUAUGGUCCCGGCCAAAACGAUGCCGGGAACAGGGUGGAGGGGAUUGAACUAGGUACAAUGAUGAAGGGCACGACGUACGGCAGGGCGUGGUCAUGA
This is a messenger RNA of Diaporthe amygdali, 1302 nucleotides long. RefSeq lists its product as uncharacterized. The coding region runs from base 1 to 1302 and encodes 433 amino acids. Lineage: Eukaryota; Fungi; Ascomycota; Sordariomycetes; Diaporthales; Diaporthaceae. The transcript is spliced from 6 exons. The record is from RefSeq and is a predicted model, not a curated record.